AUGGCGGGCGGGGCCCGGGAGGUGCUCACACUGCAGUUGGGACAUUUUGCCGGUUUCGUGGGCGCGCACUGGUGGAACCAGCAGGAUGCUGCGCUGGGCUGAGCGACCGAUGCCAAGGAGCCCCCGGGAGAGCUGUGCCCCGACGUCCUGUAUCGUACGGGCCGGACGCUGCACGGCCAGGAGACCUACACGCCGCGACUCAUCUUUAUGGAUCUGAAGGGUAGUUUGAGCUCCCUAAAAGAGGAAGGUGGACUCUACAGGGACAAACAGUUGGAUGCUGCCAUAGCAUGGCAGGGGAAGCUCACCACACACAAAGAGGAACUCUAUCCCAAGAACCCUUAUCUCCAAGACUUUCUGAGUGCAGAGGGAGUGCUGAGUAGUGAUGGUGUUUGGAGGGUCAAAUCCAUUCCCAAUGGCAAAGGUUCCUCACCACUCACCACCACUACAACUCCAAAACCACUUAUCCCUACAGAGGCCAGCAUCAGGGUCUGGUCAGACUUCCUCAGAGUCCAUCUCCAUCCCCGGAGCAUCCGUAUGAUUCAGAAGUACAAGCACGAUGGGGAAGCAGGUCGGCUGGAGGCUUUUGGCCAAGGGGAAAGUGUCCUAAAGGAACCCAAGUACCAGGAAGAGCUGGAGGACAGGCUGCACUUCUAUGUGGAGGAAUGUGACUACUUGCAGGGCUUCCAGAUCCUGUGUGACCUGCACGAUGGCUUCUCUGGGGUAGGCGCGAAGGCGGCAGAGCUGCUACAAGAUGAAUAUUCAGGAUGGGGAAUAAUAACUUGGGGCCUGCUACCUGGUCCCUACCAUCGUGGAGAGGCCCAGAGAAACAUCUAUUGUCUAUUAAACACAGCUUUUGGUCUGGUGCACCUGACUGCUCACAGCUCUCGUCUGCCCCUUGUCCUUGGGUGGGACCUGGGCCUGCGACCUGAGCCACCUGUCAACUUCCCUUACCUGCAUUAUGAUGCCAUUCUGCCCUUCCACUGCAGUGCCAUCCUGGCUACAGCCCUGGACACAGUCACUGUUCCUUAUCGCCUGUGUUCCCCUCCAGUUUCCAUGGUUCAUCUGGCUGACAUGCUGAGCUUCUGUGGGAAAAAGGUAUGAAGCUUUGUGAGGGUGGUGACAGCAGGAGCAAUCAUCCCUUUCCCCUUGGCUCCAGACCAGUCCCUUCCUGAUUCCCUGAUGCAGUUUGGAGGAGCCACCCCAUGGACCCCACUGUCUGCAUGUGGGGAGCCUUCUGGAACACGUUGCUUUACGCAGUCAGUGGUGCUGAGGGGUACAGACAGAGCAUGCCACACAAGCCAGCUCACCCCAGGGACACCUCCACUCUCUGCCCUUCAUGCAUGUACCACUGGGGAAGAAAUCUUGGCUCAGUAUUUACAACAGCAGCAGCCUGGAGUCAUGAGUUCUUCCCAUCUGCUGCUGACUCCCUGCAGGGUGGCUCCUCCUUACCCCCACCUCUUCUCAAGCUGCAGUCCACCGGGUAUGGUUCUGGAUGGUUCCCCCAAGGGAGCAGCAGUGGAGAGCAUCCCAGUGUUUGGGGCACUGUGUUCCUCUUCGUCCCUGCACCAGACCCUGGAAGCCUUGGCCAGAGACCUCACCAAACUCGACUUGCGGCGCUGGGCCAGCUUCAUGGAUGCUGGAGUGGAGCACGAUGACGUAGCAGAGCUGCUGCAGGAGCUACAAAGUCUGGCCCAGUGCUACCAGGAUGGUGACAGCCUCGUGGACUAAAGUUCCCAGUGUGGGAGAAAGGAGCUAGUUUGCAAUAAAAACAGCUGGAUGCAGGA
Gorilla gorilla gorilla (western lowland gorilla) is the source of this 1784-nucleotide messenger RNA. It is a transcript of the gene MSTO1, whose product is annotated as misato mitochondrial distribution and morphology regulator 1. Gene Ontology annotation, biological process: mitochondrion organization. Lineage: Eukaryota; Metazoa; Chordata; Mammalia; Primates; Hominidae. The transcript is spliced from 14 exons. The record is from RefSeq and is a predicted model, not a curated record. Gene Ontology annotation, cellular component: mitochondrion; cytoplasm.